UGGACCUCGGAUGGCUGGGACUUGAUAGGUACCUCAUCUCUGUGGUAACUAUAACUGGUAAGAAAAUUUUAUUAAAUUGUCAAUGUCAAAUAUCAAUUUAGAAGGUUAAAUAAAAAACGUGGUCCUUCCGGAAUAAUUCUAUUGCAACGCAUAAUUUUCCAAUUGUUCUUAUUGAGCAUAACGUUUCUGCUGUUCGUUGAAACACUACCAUAUUGAUGGAUAUGGAUUGGAAUCUUGAAUACGGCGAACUUGCCAAGGACACCGAAUUCGUAAACAAAUAUGAGAGCCUCAAACAGAAUUUAAUUGAGCUAGAACAUGUUUUGGAGAAACUACUGCCACUUAGGGCACAAUACGAUAAGAUGUGCCUUCCGGCGCAGAUUGAAUUGGACUUGUUCCUGGCUUUUACGUUGAAUUCCCUGCAUUGGGUACAAUUGCGCGUAGAGGGCGUAGAUCCUACUACGCACCCCAUAAAAGACGAACUCCAAAGAAUCAAAACAGUUAUGGUGAAAUGGCAGGAAGUGAAAGACAAAGAGAAGAGACCCACGGUCGACCUGGAAGCUGCUAAACGAUUUGUCAGGAGCGGGCUAUACGACCCAUACCGAGCUAUAGGCCAAUCAGCUAACAAGAAAAUCAAAUUUAAUGAUGAAGACAUGGACGAAUAAGAAUUGACUUCAAUAUUAUUUUAAACACCCCUUUUAAGACUGAAUUAACUAAAUAUCCUUUUUUGUUAUCCUUGAAUCUGUCUACAAUCAUGUUUAUUGUUGGUUCCCAUUAUUAUAGAUGUAACUUAUGCAUGAAUUAUUUUAUAAGAUAACAUUACAACAUAUAACUUAUAUGCAAUCUAAUAUUCUCUAAAGUGAAUGUACUAGAAAUCUAGAAAAAAAAAGAAAAAAAAAAGCAUAUAAAAAUACAUUUAGAUUAUUAUUACUACUAAUAUAGGAGCUAUUUUUCAUGUACCAUUAUGUUUAACUUUGUUUUGAUUUGUUUUGCCUCUGGAUAAAUUGCCUUGAUAUGUUUGAUGUAAGAAAAAAAAAAAAUUAUAUUUUUUCAAUAUGGCUGUAAUAUUUGCAUAUUACAUGAAAUUGCUUGUAAAUAUAUUUUUUGUAAAUCAUUAGUAAUAUAGUAUUGAUAAACUAUGUGGAAGGAGAUGAAUUAGGUAUAAAAAUGCUGAGCUGUGUGCGCAAUGCGAAUUCUGUUAUGUAAUUCUUUUGAUUUCACAAAAGUGUUACAAUUAAUUUACCAAAUAUGCAACAAGCACUGCACAUCUUUUAUGUGUAGAACUAUGAUGUACGAAAUAAACUGGCAUUUAAAUAUUUUUUGAGAUAGACGAAAAAGUACAUUGUAUCUAUUGGAGGACUAAAUCACACUAGGCUAUAUGGUUUAUAAGGAUAAGGCUUCUAAGUGGCAACAAUGACGCCACAUAGUUCAUUAAUACUCUCCUAGUUGAUAAAUAUCACAUAGACAUAAGAAAUAUAUAAUCUUGCUAUAAAAGUUAGCGACUAGAUAUAUUUCAUUACAAUUAUUUACUUAUCAAUAACCAUCAUAUUAUUGUGUAAUUUAGUCAUAACUUGUAGUGU
Messenger RNA from Vanessa atalanta (red admiral), 1577 nucleotides. Its product is annotated as nuclear nucleic acid-binding protein C1D-like. Gene Ontology annotation, molecular function: DNA binding; RNA binding. Gene Ontology annotation, biological process: regulation of gene expression; maturation of 5.8S rRNA. Bases 216 to 662 code for a protein of 148 amino acids. Lineage: Eukaryota; Metazoa; Arthropoda; Insecta; Lepidoptera; Nymphalidae. Gene Ontology annotation, cellular component: nucleolus; exosome (RNase complex). The record is from RefSeq and is a predicted model, not a curated record. The transcript has a single exon.